Messenger RNA from Ailuropoda melanoleuca (giant panda), 2391 nucleotides. RefSeq lists its product as uncharacterized. The transcript is spliced from 2 exons. The record is from RefSeq and is a predicted model, not a curated record. The coding region runs from base 28 to 951 and encodes 307 amino acids. Lineage: Eukaryota; Metazoa; Chordata; Mammalia; Carnivora; Ursidae.
GAGCUGAGUGUGUGACCAGGGCCUGUGAUGCCAGCAGUGCAGGCAGAGGGAGGGAGGCCGGCAGGAGGAGCAGAGGCCACCGGAGAGACCCCUAUUUAUGGGCCUGCCUUGGCCUCCACCCAGGGCCCAAGGACAGCCCACUGGAGGCUCGUGAUGUGGGGGAGGACAGAGCGGUGGAGCCCAGCUGCAGCCUCGCCCCCCACAGGGCUGCUUAUGUCAGAGGCUCUGACUGGACUGCCUGGGCCCCGCCACCUGCGGCGGAGUGAGGGCAGAGGCUGUGCAGAGGCCGCAGGGCUGGUCCUCUCCCCAGUCCGAGAGGCAGCCCGGCAGCCUGGAUGGGGGCAGGGGGCAUGUGCCUUGGCGCGGCCUUGCCUGGGACCUCUGAUCCCUUCUUUCCUGGGGCUGGGACCCCCUCACACAAGCCCUACCAUCAUUCUCUCUCCAAGCCCAGGGACCCUGGGAGGGGAUUUGCACUGUCUGGGUUUGGUCCUGAAAGGCCCAGCAGGCUGGAUGGUCAUGGCAGAGUUGGGCCACGGUAACCAGGGUAACCAGAUCUGCCCUGGAAGUGGGGCCCGAAGGCCAGGCGUGCUGGGCACAGCUUCCCCCACAGCCAGCUGCUGGGGCACCCUUCUCAGCCGCGGGCCCCCCUGGCCUUGGGCACAGGCCCACCCUUUGUGUGUGGUUCCAGCUACACUGGUCCCGCCCCGCAGUCUGGCCCAGGAGCAGCAUGUGGGACUCAGGCUGUUUCUUGGUCCAUACGCUGAGACGGGGACUGCUCACAGUGCCUCCUGCCAUCAGAGGACUCGGGGUUACCCCUGGCCUGGGAGGCCUUCCUUGGUGGACAGGCUGUCUCUGAGGUCCUGGGCCCUGUUCAGCUCUCACAGGUGUCACCUGUCCCUCCGCUUCAGCCCGAGGUCAUCCCAGGCCAGUGGGGCCUCAGCUAAGGGCUGACCCCUGUGAGCUGGAGAGGUGGUGGGACGGGACCGGAAGAGGAACGUGGAGGAAGGCGUGGGGGACACGCCUGCACCCCCAUGUGGGCACCAGGCUUCCUGCCCAUUCACCGGCUGGCAGCCCUUUGGCCCGAGGGAGGCCUGUGGCUCUCUGAGUGGCUGGGCUGCAGGCCCCUUACCAGGCCAGGCCACCCGGAGACGAGGACAGCUCUGCCAGUGGUGAGCACACCCCGGGGCAAGGCAGUAAGGUGACCCAGGACGGUGGGACCAGGAGUGUGGGGAAGAGGUGACCCAGGACAGUGGGACCCUGGAGAUAUGGGCCUGAACAGCUCUCGUCUGGGCAGGCUGGGCUAACCCGCCAGGAGGGGCACUUGCUGCUGGACCCCUGGGGGUCCCAUAGAUCCUGGGGGUCAAGGUCCUCCUGAGGACGGAGUGGCUCCUGGGGGCCCCAGUGUCCGGCCCUCAGACCCAGCGCCAGGGACAAAGUCCCUCCUCCAGCAUUCCCCCGGUGGGCAGAGGGCCAGGUGCCCCCCAUGUCCCUUCUCCCCAGGGGGCCUCCAGCGGCGGGGCGGGGCAGACGCUGCAGUGUGGCUGAGGUCCAGAGUUCUGGGCGUGGGACGCAGUUGCUUGGUCCCCCUACGGCCCAGGUGGCCUUCAGUGAACACUGAGGAGUACAGGGCCUGAGCUCACACCCCUUCUCAUGGAGGGCCCUGGGUCGGGGCGGGGCUGGCCGCUCUUCUCUUGGGUCCCUGCGGGUGGUGUGAGGGCUCCUGGACGGGCGUCUUCAGGUGCCUGGUCUCCCUGCCUGCAUGGCCGCUGCCCCUCCAGGCCACCCAACAGCCACGGCUGGGGCAGCCACACGGACGGCUGAAGGAGCAGCUCCCUCCGACCAGGGUGACCUGGUUGGGCAGGGACAGGGUGAUCCUGGCUAGUCUCGGGCUUCCUGAGCCUCGGCGUCCCCAUCUGUGCAGAGGGAGUGAGGGUGCUCCCACCUCACAGGAUGCGCGGGGUUCAGAGAGUGCGGCUCUCCUAGCUCUCAGGACAGACCCGCUCCUGGGAACCUCUCCGUGGCGGAGGGGCGGCUUCUGUCUACCUCCAGGCAGGGCUGGGCUGAGGCUGGGGCUCCGGGCCCCUCCCUCCCCUCUGCUCCGGACCCUCUCAGGCCCUUACUCGUUCUUUCCUGAAGGGGAGGACAGCAGAGGUGAGCAGAGGUGGGGCAGGUGGAAGCCUGGGCCUGGCCCCGCCAGAGGGCCUGAGGCUCGGUUUCGGGGCUCAGGAAAUAGGUGCCCCGGGAUCUGUUGGGCCAGCAGGUAGAGGAAGAGGCACAGUGAUUCAUCUGAGGUCGCGUCCAGGUAGGGUCUGGCCUUGUCACCUUGUCAGCCCCUUCCUCUGCCCCCCCCCCGACUGUGCAUUAUGGAGGACGGGGAGGCGGGAGGGGACA